GGCCAGCGGUUGUAGUGUGUGAGCAUGCAGAGCUAUUGCAUUGUUGUAGAGGCAUGCUGGCUGUAGAGUACAGGAUCAGUUCAGUUGUGCGGUGUGUGUGAUAGCUGGACGGUUGCACGGUGCAUUGGCUGCUUUGUACAGCACGCCGUAUGUUAGCUGGUUAGCUGCAUCCUGGUGUGCAUGCUUCUUAUUUGCAGUACAGAGUGCCUGUGUGUCAGCUAUCCCCAGUACAAUGUAUUAAAUGAUUUCCUCGCACAGUGAGUGUGUGUGAGUGUGUGUCAGUCAUUCAGUGUGUGUGUGUGUGUGCCUGUGUGUGUGCGUGUGGGGGCCGUCCUGGCCGUGCCGUGUCUAUGUUCUCGGGGCCAGUACAGAGUCGUCUCUCUCCCCCUCUAGUCGCCGACUACCACCCAAGGGGGAUGACAUCCACGUGCAACUUUUUCUACCAAGCAGACCUCACCUUGUGCGGAGCAAGACCUGUGGAUGAAUUCCAUCCCUUCAUCGAAGCACUUCUGCCUCACGUCCGUGCUUUUGCCUACACAUGGUUCAACCUGCAAGCCCGAAAGCGAAAAUACUUCAAGAAGCACGAAAAGCGCAUGUCGAAAGAGGAAGAAAGGGCAGUGAAGGACGAGCUGCUGAGCGAAAAACCCGAAGUCAAACAGAAAUGGGCGUCCCGUCUCCUGGCGAAGCUGAGGAAAGAUAUCAGGCCGGAAUAUCGAGAGGAUUUUGUACUCACGGUGACCGGUAAAAAACAAGCGUGUUGCGUUCUCUCUAACCCCGACCAGAAGGGAAAAAUGAGAAGAAUUGACUGCCUGCGCCAGGCGGACAAGGUCUGGAGACUGGACCUUGUGAUGGUGAUUUUAUUUAAAGGAAUCCCUCUCGAAAGUACUGAUGGGGAGCGCCUUGUUAAGUCUCCGCAGUGUUCUAACCAUGGGCUUUGUGUUCAGCCCCAUCACAUAGGAGUUUCUGUGAAGGAGCUUGAUUUGUAUUUGGCUUACUUUGUACACUCAGCAGAUUCAAGUCAGUCAGACAGUCCCAACCAGCCCAGCGAGGCUGACAUAAAGGACCAGCCAGAGAAUGGACAUUUGGGCUUCCAAGACAGUUUUGUGACUUCUGGAGUUUUCAGCGUUACAGAACUCGUCCGAGUCUCACAAACUCCCAUAGCUGCAGGAACGGGUCCGAAUUUCCCCAUUUCAGAUCUGGACAGCUCUUCCUAUUACAGCAUGAGCCCCGGAGCAAUGAGAAGGUCACUACCCAGUACCUCCUCCACCAGUUCCACGAAGCGCCUCAAGUCUGUAGAGGACGAAAUGGAUAGCCCUGGAGAAGAGCCAUUUUACACAAACCAGGGAAGAUCACCAGGAAGUGGCAGCCAGUCGAGUGGAUGGCACGAUGUGGAGCCAGAGGCGCAUAAGAGGAUAAGAAAAAUAGCAGGAAUGCCAUCGCCUACCUUAAAGAAGUCAGAGAAGUCUGGUUUCAGCAGUCCUUCUCCUUCGCAGACCUCUUCUCUUGGAACGGCGUUUACACAGCAUCAUCGACCUGUCAUUACAGGACCCAGAGCGAGCCCGCACGCCACGCCGUCAACCUUGCAUUUCCCGUCGUCGCCCAUCAUCCAGCAGCCGGGGCCGUACUUCUCGCACCCAGCGAUCCGCUAUCACCCGCAAGAGACCCUGAAAGAGUUUGUCCAACUUGUCUGCCCAGAAGCCGGUCAGCAGGCUGGACAGGUGGGGUUCCUAAACCCCAAUGGUAGCAGCCAAGGCAAGGUUCACAAUCCAUUCCUUCCGACUCCGAUGUUGCCACCGCCUCCUCCGCCACCUAUGGCUAGGCCUGUGCCUCUGCCCGUGCCAGACACAAAACCUCCAACUACGUCUACAGACGGAGGAGCCAGUUCUCCCAACUCACCGACCUACUCAACACCCAGCACUUCCCCAGCAAACCGAUUUGUCAGUGUUGGACCUCGAGAUCCUGGCUUUGUAAAUAUUCAACAACAGACUCAGUCCUGGUACCUGGGAUAAAAAGGUCGCAGUUUUCUAUCGCCCACCCGACAGACCACCUACCCCCCUUCUCAUCUCUGUAACUUUUGAAGAAACCAACGUCAACUUGGCCUAGGUCACUCGGCGCCAGAGGAAGGGGAAAAAAAAACUGACCGUAACAGCAGAACAGCAUCGAAGGAGAAGAACGAUCACACGCGGUCGCGCGGCAGACACCAUCACUCAUCUGCCUUUUCUCUUUUACUU
Molecule: messenger RNA, 2231 nt
Organism: Nanorana parkeri
Lineage: Eukaryota; Metazoa; Chordata; Amphibia; Anura; Dicroglossidae
Gene: NFIA
Product: nuclear factor I A
Exons: 12
Coding region: 351-2009 (552 amino acids)
Biological process (GO): regulation of transcription by RNA polymerase II
Cellular component (GO): nucleus
Molecular function (GO): DNA-binding transcription factor activity, RNA polymerase II-specific; RNA polymerase II cis-regulatory region sequence-specific DNA binding
Source: RefSeq, a predicted model, not a curated record